Molecule: messenger RNA, 1099 nt
Organism: Solanum verrucosum
Lineage: Eukaryota; Viridiplantae; Streptophyta; Magnoliopsida; Solanales; Solanaceae
Product: glycine-rich cell wall structural protein 1.8-like
Exons: 6
Coding region: 24-965 (313 amino acids)
Source: RefSeq, a predicted model, not a curated record
AAAUAUAUUUAAUUGUUAUUCCAAUGGCGAAGAGUAGUAGAUUUUUUAACAUAUUUUUCUUUAUUUUGUUGAGUAUAGGAAUAUGCUCAUCUGCAAGAACCCUUAUUGGUCUUGAUGUUGGUGUUGGGGCAAAGGUCGGCGUCUAUGCCGGUGGAGGUGGUGGAGGUAGUGGUGGUGGCGGCGGUGGAGCUGCUGCUGCGUCAGGUGGUGGAUACGGAGGUGGUGAAGGUGCCGGUGGUGGUGCAGGCGGAGCUCAUGGAGCUGCAGGAGGAUAUGGUGGUGGUGGCGGCAGUGGAGGUGGAGCCGGUGGUGGCCACGGAGGUGGUGGUGGAGGUGGUUCAGCAUCAGGCGGUGGAUACGGAGGUGGUGAAGGUGCUGGUGGUGGUGCAGGAGGAUACGGUGGCGGUGGUGGAGGUGGAGCCGGUGGUGGAGGAGCCUAUGCCGCUGGGGACCAUGGUGGUUAUGCUGGUGGAAGUGGUAGUGGUGAAGGUGGUGGAAGCGGAUAUGGUGCUGGAGGAGCACCAGGAGGUGGAUACGGAGGUGGAGGUGGUGGAGGUAGUGGUGGUGGUGGUGGUGGUGCUAGUGCUGGUGGAGCACAUGGUGGUGGAUCUGGUGCGGGUGAAGGAGGAGGAAGUGGAGGUGGAAGUGGUGGUGGAUAUGGUGCUGGUGGGGCACCAGGCGGUGGAUAUGGUGGUGGAGGCGGACAAGGAGGUGGUGGUGGAGGUGGUUCAGCAUCAAGUGGAGCUGGUGGAACGUCAGGUGGUGGAUAUGGAGGCGGUGAAGGUGGUGGUGGUGGUGGUGGUGCAGGCGGAGCUCAUGGAGCAGGAGGCGGCGGCAGUGGAGGUGGAGCAGGCGGUGGAGGAGCCUAUGCAGGCGGUGAAGGGGGUGGACAUGCUGGUGGAUAUGGUGGUGGUGAAGGCGGUGGAUCCGGACAUGGUGGUGGUGGCGGCGGCUAUGCUCCUUGAAAACUUAUUAUCUUCACAAUUUGCAAACACUAUAGGAUUUCCUAUUCUUAAUUAAUAUCUAUACUAUUAAAAAUAACAUGAUCAAAUUGUGGUAAGAAUAUGUCUAAUUUAUGAAAGCAAAUUAUUAAAAAUGU